Heterocephalus glaber (naked mole-rat) is the source of this 558-nucleotide messenger RNA. Lineage: Eukaryota; Metazoa; Chordata; Mammalia; Rodentia; Bathyergidae. The record is from RefSeq and is a predicted model, not a curated record.
AUGGCUCACGGGCCAGGCGCGCUGAUGCUCAAGUGCGUGUUGGUGGGCGACGGGGCGGUGGGCAAGACGUGCCUGCUCAUGAGCUACCCCAACGACGCCUUCCCCCAGGAGUACGUGCCCACCGUCUUCGACCACUACGCCGUCAGCGUCACUGUGGGGGGCAAGCAGUACCUCCUGGGACUCUGUGACACGGCGGGACAGGAAGACUAUGAUCGUCUGAGGCCUUUAUCCUAUCCAAUGACUGAUGUCUUCCUCAUAUGCUUCUCCGUGGUCAAUCCAGCCUCAUUUCAAAAUGUGAAAGAAGAGUGGGUACUGGAACUUAAGGAAUAUGCCCCAAAUGUGCCCUUUUUAUUAAUAGGAACUCAGAUUGAUCUCCGGGAUGACCCCAAAACUUUAGCGAGACUGAAUGAUAUGAAAGAAAAACCUAUAUGUGUGGAACAAGGACAGAAACUAGCAAAAGAGAUAGGAGCAUGCUGCUAUGUGGAAUGUUCAGCUUUAACCCAGAAGGGAUUGAAGACUGUUUUUGAUGAGGCUAUCAUAGCCAUUUUAACUCCAAAG